Molecule: messenger RNA, 2245 nt
Organism: Frankliniella occidentalis (western flower thrips)
Lineage: Eukaryota; Metazoa; Arthropoda; Insecta; Thysanoptera; Thripidae
Product: peroxiredoxin-6
Exons: 5
Coding region: 343-1278 (311 amino acids)
Biological process (GO): cell redox homeostasis; cellular oxidant detoxification
Cellular component (GO): cytosol; mitochondrion
Molecular function (GO): peroxiredoxin activity
Source: RefSeq, a predicted model, not a curated record
GCUCUCUGCUGCCACGACAGCCGCUGUUGGUUUAGUUGUCGGCGCGAGCCCGGCCCGGUUCCUCUCGCGGCGCCACCGGUGCGGUCCGCUCAGCUCGGCUCAGCCCGGCGGGACGUCGCACAUACUGGACGCUUCAACUUCAACAAGGGUUAUAACGACUGCUUGCUGCCAGCGACGUGACCGAGGAUCUCCAGACGUCCGACCAGCGUCGGAUUUGGCAUCGGAUUGAUUUUUUCGCUGGGCCUAUGCCGCGCCGCGGGACUGCCGGCGCGCUGGCUCUGUGACCAUAGCUCGGCGCAGCUCGGUGUUGUUGUCAGAGACGGUCACGUGCUCGCCACCACCAUGCGCCUGGGACAGGUCGUGCCCAACUUCCUGGCGGACACAACGGCGGGACGGUUUCAGUUCUACGACUGGCUGGGCGACUCAUGGUGCUUGCUGGUCUCACACCCGGCGGACUUCACACCGGUCUGCACGUCUGAACUGAGUCGGCUGGCCGAGAGCCACAAUGAGUUCUGGAAGAGGGGCGUCAAGCUGCUGGCGCUCUCCUGCGACCGCCUGCGCUCGCACCACGCCUGGAUCGAGGACCUCAAGCGCUUCUGCCGCAACGCUCCGUCCGAGUUCCCGUACCCCAUCAUCUCGGACGAGAGCCGGGACCUGGCCGUCCUCCUGGACUUGAUCGACGAGGACCAGAAGGACAACCCCGAGAUGGCGAUGACGGUCCGCUCUGUGUACGUGAUCGGGCCUGACCGAAGAAUCAAGCUCACCAUGCAGUACCCCAACUCAACCGGCCGCAGCAUGGAUGAGAUGCUAAGAGUGAUCGACUCCCUUCAAUUGACCUCGAGAUUAAAAGUCGUGGCCACGCCAAGCGACUGGGAGCCCGGCAAGCAGGUGAUGGUGCUGCCGCACGUCAAGCAGGAGGACCUGCCGUCGCUGUUCCCGGGCGGCGUCGACACGAUCGAGUGCCCCUCCGGCCAGACCUACAUCCGCACGACCAGCGACAUCUGGCGCGAGCCGUGGCGGACGCGCGCGCCCCCGGGCAGGCCGAUGGCGGAGACGUUCCACCCGACCCUCGCCGCGCAGUCCAUGGACGAGUCCACCUCCCUCAACGAGGUCAUCAAGUUCAUCGACGACGUGGCCCGCCUACCCAACCUGCGGCAGAUGCCGCUCGGCGACCUCAUGGAGCUCACCUCGUCGCUAGUCACCGAGACGACGUACACGACCAGCACCAGCGAACGCCUCCAGGCCAUGACCAAAUUCCUUCGGUCGCUCACCCCCUAAAAAAAAAAGUUGUCUGGGUCGAACAAGGACUGUACAACGCAUCAAAACUAAUUUUAAAUCCCAAAUCAUAAGCAACGUUUUAAUAUCAAAAAUUAUGGCUUUUCUAUUAAUUCACGAAUAUAGCGACUCGCUUUCAUUAAACGUUCUCCGUAUUGUCGAUCAACUGAUGCGAUAGGUCAAGAGGAUGUCAGUGCAGAGAGGCAGAGCAAGACUGGAAGAAGUGUCCCCCACAGUGACAGGGUUACCACGGGGCGCCAGCCUGGACGAGCCGCUGCACUUGGGGUGGGGGCUGAGGGCGGGCCGCCGGCUCCACAUGGCUCCUUGGCGGGUUGGCCUACCCGGCGCGUUGCAGGCGCUAGCAUUGGCGCGCUUGCCUCGCCCCGGCACUAGAGCCCUGCAACGAGCGAGCACUGAGAGCAACGCGCUGCGAGUCGGGGCUGUGAGCAAAGUUGCUCAUAGGGCCACGCGCCGUGAGCAAAAGCCAGGUCGGCGGAGCGGGGCACUUAGAGGCAGGAGCUAGCUUUGCUCACGAGCUAUCUGCGAGCAAGGCUGCGCGCCUACUUCUGGCGCUGCCCGCGUCCGACGCAGCAUCCGAGCGUGCGUGUCGCACCGUCGCACCGCGCGCCGCCACUGCACGAGCUACCAGAGAGCAAAAUUUGCUCGCGUUGCUCGCGCCGGGUGGUAGCUCGUGAGCGAGCAAAGCGAGGGCGGCUGCGAGCAACGAGAGCUAUUAGGCGCGGUCGGCGACAGAGGCGAGCGCUUGCUCUCAGUGCUCGCUCGUUGCAGGGCUCUACCCGGCACCAACACGCCUCACAACAACGGUCAAUGCUCCCGGCCGGAGAAACGACAAAUCAACAGCGAGUGUCUCAUGAAAGUAAUGUACUGUUCUGGGGAAUGUAAAUUUUUUUAGGUUGUGAUAAACCAUUAAACAGAAAGCUGCAGCAAGAAAACUGAUCUCAAAGUUAAA